This is a messenger RNA of Lytechinus pictus (painted urchin), 8228 nucleotides long. RefSeq names its product rho GTPase-activating protein 5-like. Gene Ontology annotation, cellular component: cytosol. Bases 693 to 6404 code for a protein of 1903 amino acids. The record is from RefSeq and is a predicted model, not a curated record. The transcript has 44 exons. Gene Ontology annotation, biological process: regulation of cell size; Rho protein signal transduction; regulation of axonogenesis. Lineage: Eukaryota; Metazoa; Echinodermata; Echinoidea; Temnopleuroida; Toxopneustidae. Gene Ontology annotation, molecular function: GTP binding; GTPase activator activity; GTPase activity.
AUUGUUCCAGUUUUCUAUGGUCAAGAGGCAAAUCCUUUGAUUAUUCCACAUCCUUAAAUUGGCAACAUUCCUAUGCGAGUGCAUCGUCCAUCCAAUCUCUGGUAACCUGCGAAAAUGAUCACGUAGAGCUACUCGACUAGCACUACAAAUUUGGCUUGGAACGUAUUCCUGGAGGUGUUUGUGUAACAUUCAGUUUGAUUUCCUUAUGUUGACUUGCCAACAGUUGAUGGACGGAAUAGGCGAUAUCAUUUUAAGCAUCAAGAGAUAGAUUGUUAGAGUGCUACAUCCUGCGUUGAUUCAGUGUUUAAGCUUGCAUUUCGCCUGAAAAAAACUUGAACACAUACUGCAUACCUCUUUACCGGGAGUACUGUACAGAUUGAAAUAGCAGUGUAUUUCAUGUGUGUUUCCAUCAGGCAACCUCAGUACAGAUAUCCUUGUUGACUUUGAAGAGGUGCACUCCAGACAUCUAGGACACCUGAAAUCAGUUAGGACACCUGGAAUCAGCUAGGACACCUGAAGUCCUCUAGUAAACCUGAAGACAUCAAGGACAUCUGAAGACAUUUAGGACACCCGAAGGAUCAGAGAGAACCCUUGAUUAUGUUCUUGAAGUCGUUGUGAAACCCUUCCCGUUACCACACCGACCCUUGAUGCAGAGCAUCUGAGAUUGAACCGCUGAGAACGAAAAGAGGACAAUGGCGCGCCAGAAACCAGAGAAGAUUUACCACAUAGCCGUGGUCGGGAUGUCGGGGACAGAGACCGAGCGUGGUGCUACGGGAGUCGGCAAAUCUUGCCUCUGCAACCGCUUCAUGAAUCCCCAUCAGGACAAGUAUUUUACAGACCACAUCUCCGUCAUCAGUUCAAGCGAUUUCAGCGGGCGCAUCGUGAACAAUGACCACUUUCUCUACUGGGGAGAAUGCACAAAGAAGUAUGAUGGUGAUACAAUGACAUUCCGAGUAGUGGAACAGACUGAGUUUAUAGACGAUUCAUCGUUUUCACCCUUGAGAGGGUCAAACACUCAUCCGUACUAUAAAAGAGCUGCGGUAACCAAGCUUCAAUCGGCAGAAAAGGUCAUGUAUAUAUGCAAAGAUCAAGUGGGUGAUGAAACUAAUUUCCCUCAAAAAAUCCUCCCCGAUGGAAAAUUCCCCGUGGACGGAUACUUGAUCAUCUACGACGUCUCACGAUCACCGGGACAUGAGAAACAAAUUGAUUGGCUCACCAAACUCCAAGGUCAACUCCACAAGGCGAAGCGGCCAGUCGUCGUCGUCGCGGCCAAGUAUGACGAGGCCUGGGACCAGUACGUGCGGGACGCAAAGGCCUUCGCGAUGAAGAUCAAAGCCCCGCUCAUCGAGACGUCUUCGCAGGAGGGAGUCAAUGUAGAUCUGGCGUUCGCGACCAUCGCGAGCAAGAUCGACAAGCGGGGUGGGCCAAAGGAGCUUCCGUUCACAGCUGGCAACGAACAGCGGCAGAAGUUGAUCACGAGAGCAGUGGAUGAGUAUGAAUCGAUGCUGAAACUCGAGGUGACCAACUACCAUGAUCUGUGGACGUCAAGGAAGAAACAAUACCAGAAUAGGGAUGUCUUUCGAAAGGUCGUUGAACUAAUUGGCACAAAGAACGCGAAGAACUACUUCACUCGGCACACGCAACGUCUUCGCCAAAACCACCAGCAGAAUAAGAUGAAACUCUACCUAGGAAGGCUUCCAGAUGCGCUGGAGAGUACAUUCCCAGAUUUAAAGUCCAUCAGUGGAAGGGACUGGACCGAGUGUCGUAUGCUACUGCCUCAGAUGGCCCACUUUGAGGAGUGGUUCAUCAUCCUACCCCAAGAUCAAACCUGGAGGGAGAGCGAGUACAUCGAUACGGACGAGCUCCGCAUCCCUUACGACCUUCUCGAAGGCUACGAAGUCGAGUGUGAGAAUUGCUUCCAGGAUCACGUCAAUAGGCUCAAUGCUGCGAAGAGGAAAGAGAGAAUGAAAGCGGAAUUCAAGAAGCUCUUGGAAUCUCUCCCAAACAUCGUCCUCCCUUUCCGUUCCAUGGAUGAAGACGUUGUCAUGGAAGCGAUCUCCAACCAUGAAAGCUACAAGGAGCUGGACGAAAGCACGAAGAUAGCCAUUUAUAAUGUACAUCAAGAGGACAUUCAAGCGAGAGCUCAGUCUGACUUUAUUGAACUACUCAUAGAGAAAUACGCUCUCCUUGCGAGAGUGGAUAUCACACAAAAACCAAGCAAAGAGGUGGAGAAAUUGGUCAAACAACUGGAGCAUGAGCCUAGAUGGCAGAAGCUAUCGGAGAUGAGUCUAGAGCGAUACAUCAUGUUGAUAAAGCAACUUGCUUUUGUACAUAAUCCUACCACAGACAGCUGCUACUAUGGAGAGAAGUGUAUGGAAAAACUAACCCAGUGCUGUAUAGAACGAACAGUACAAAAGUCACCAAUCAAAGAACUGGGGACAUGGGAUGACUCAAGUAACCGACUUAAUAUAGUGGUGAUAGGCGAAGAUGGGUUAGCUGAUGAGCUUGACACAGAAAUCAAGAAUUCGCAGGCUAAACAGGGCAGCGGAAGAAGUUUGUCCCAGUCGCAAUCAUAUGACGGGGACUACACGUUGGAUAAGGUAUUAUACAGUCUUGAGCUGAAGACUAUAGAGGGCAACAUAACUCAUCCUGGUAAUCAACUCCAAACGGAAAGCUUCACUCCGCAAGGUUGCAUAUGUGUCUUCACGUCGCUCGAGGGUUUCCAGUACGUCAGAGAUUGCCUGGAACGUACCAUUCUCUCCGAUAGGGAGGAGUACAACUCAUCUACCCUGAGGGACCUGGCCGUGGUGCUAAUGUUCGGUCGGAGUACCAGUCCGGAGGCUGACACGGCCCAAGUCAGGGAGCAGGCCGACAAGUUAUGUAGCAGAUUGAACAACUGUCAAAUCGUCAAUGUGCCUCCAGACAACACCAACCUGUGGCAGGGGAAGAAAUUCAGCGAAUCUCAGAUACAGGACGCCCUCAGGUCGGUGGUGGCCGGUCAGAAAUACCGCAGCGGAACCCCCAACCAGGCGGAGAGUGACCGAGGCGAGAACGGCGAUAAUGCUUUCAGGAUCGGCCUAUGCAUGACUUGCGGUGACCCCUUCCAGCCGGACCUCGUCUUGUCGCCGAUCACGAGCCACAACUUCAUGGCCACGCCCAACGAGAAGAACUGCAUCACGAGCGACUUGUUCCUCAUCGAUACCAAGUGCCGGGUGGACUUUGAGAUCUCUUCGUAUCAUCUCAGUGAGAGCCUACGGGACCAGCGGGUUCACCAUGGCUACAUCCUCGUCUAUGCAGCUCAACGGAAGGCAUCACUGGAGAUGCUAAGGUGGUUCAUGAAGUUAGUUGAGCCUAUACCGACCCUAGUGGUGGCUGUGUGUGAAGACAUCAACUCGGCUGCGGACGGCAUAGCGGAGGGCCAACGUCUUGUGGACGGGACAGCCACUGCAAAACUAGUCACAGCCAAUUGCUCAUCGUUCAGAGAACAAACUGUGAUCUACAACAGUUUCUUGAAGGAAGCCCACAGGAAGAGGAAAGAAACAGAGAAGCUUUACAAGGCAGAUGAGAUCACUAACAGACCUCCAAUGGAGUUACCCUCUCCAAGUCGAGAUGUCUCUGUAGAUGAUGCCCAAACACCCACGUCAGGUGUGGAAGACCAGUUAUAUGAUGAGAUUGGUCAUCAGCAAUCUAGAUGGGCACCAAAACCCAGUAAUGAAGCUCGUAUGUACCACACAGCCAACUAUGAAUCCAGGCAGCGGCGAUGGGGCUCUGAGGUGAGGCGAAAGCCUAAUUUACCGUUGCCCUCGACACCACAGAGCACUGGGACAGAAGCACAUUAUACUCAAGUUGAGAGGAGAGGUUCCGAACCAGUGCGACCGACGGUAGCGUUGACGGCCCGUUCGCAUCAAGACUCCUUCCAUCCGCCGAGUCCUACUAAACCCAAAGUUAAACCCAAACCGCCGGUUAGGAGCAGCAGUAGAAAGCAAGAGUAUUCGCCAGGUGAUAAUGAAUCUGCAUUCCCUUCACAGGAACAAGAGGAAAUAAUGGCUUAUGGGGAAUUUAGACCACGGACAGCUCGUGUCGAAGCUGAGGAAAUAGCAGCAUAUGGAGAAUACCGCCAACAAGCACCUAAACAAACUGAGGAAAAUCCUGUGUAUGGAGUUGUUGAUAGGUCUGCUAAAAAAGCUGCAGCCAAACCUGCUCAAUCUGAUGAAAUUCCUGAAUAUGGAGUGAUCGAUAGAUCUAGGAAAAAACCUGCUGCUGAACCAGCUCCUUCUGAUGACCAACCGCUAUAUGGAGUAGUGGAUAGAGGAACUAAAAAGCCGUCAGUUCCAGCACCAGUUGAAGAGGGAUUGUAUGGAGUUGUGAAUAAACCAGCUAAGAGCCCUAAGCCGAAGGUUUUGCCGAAACCUGAUGCGGUAUAUGGCGUCGUCAACAAGCCGAAAAAAUCUCCAAAACCUUCACUGUCAACGACUGGAUCUGAACUUGAGGGUAUUACAGGUACGGCAGGAAUGUGGAAGAAAGCAGACAAGAACCUAGGGAACGAUGAUAUUCACGCCGUUGUAGACAAACCUGGUAAGACUGGAGAAGAGCAGAAAUUAACUGAAGAUACGCCUGAGCCUGAGGAUGUGUAUGCUACGGUUGAUAAGCAACGCAAGCCGACGGAGCAAAAUCCCUCCCCGGACGACCCUCCUUCCGACGGCGGGGAUCCCAUUUACGGGGUCGUCGACAGGCAACGUGAUAGAAAGCCGUCAAACAGAGAUCUGGGUGGUCGUAUUUUGGGCAGUCCGACUGAGGUUGGCGACGAUUCCAGCUUUGGGGCUCUGUAUUCAGAGGUCAACAAGGGUUUCAAAACAUCCACGCCAGAUACGAAUCGUUCAUUGGAGGGCUCAGGUAUGGUAGACAAUGUUCUUUAUGAAUCCUACACGAGUCAGAAGUCACCGGCUCCAUCAGGUAUGGUAGAUAAUGUACUCUAUGCAUCCUAUUCCAGUCAGAUGUCACCUGCUUCACAAACAGGUGAUUCCAUGACCUAUGCAUCAGUGCAGGACCACAGAGCUUCAGAGGACCCUAAUGGUGGGAUGCUGGACAACAUCCUGUAUGCCCCUUACACCCCUCCUGCAGAGUCUAGAUCUAGACAGCCACCUCCACCCACAGCUCCUAAACCAGGGAAAUUAGACCUUAGCAAAUUCCCAGUUCGUAUGGAGGGGUUGAUACGCCCCAUGGGGAGCGUGAACCGCCCCAACGACCUUCCUGUCUGGCACCACCGCCGCACCCCUGCCCAAAAUAACCACCCGCCCCCCUUUGCUAGCCCUGAGAGCGACGAAGGGGCCGGCUACGCCAGUCCGGCCGACGCCCUCCCCUAUGAUCAAGUCCGAAAGGUAAUCGGAAGCAGCUUUAGGACCGGGAGUAGCGGAGGAGGGGGUCCCCAGUCGGGAAUUUACUCGCAGCCCCACGAUCACCUGCCUCGCGGCACUGUUCAGAAGAUCUCGUAUGGCAAGCCGAUGGUUGCCUUUCCGCCCCGUCCAAGUGGGCUACCUUUUGGCAAUGACAGCACUCCGGAGGCCUUGUCUGCAGACAUCAGUCGGUCAAGAGAGACACCAAGGCAGACCCCGGUCAAGAGACCACUUGGGACGGUGGACGCCAGGAACAAGAAGCGAGAAGAUUUCCUCAAGGGUUUGAACAAACUUAUAGAAGAUUCCAUGGACAGUUCCGUCCAAGAUGAGCCAAAUACACCUCGGGAUAAUAAGCCUAAGCCCAAGAAACCAAAGGUGAAAGGGAAGAAGAAAGGUCAACCGUUAGUACCUAAGAAGCCAGUGAAACCGGCCCUUGAAAUGCUAAUGGUGACCGAGAAUGGUGUCCCGUCUUUCAUUGAACAGUGUGUGGAGAAAAUAGAGGAGGAAGGCCUUACUCAAGAAGGUAUAUACAGGGUCUCUGGGAAAGCAGCUGAUAUUGAAACCAUCAUCAAGAUGUUUGACGAGGACCAGAACGCCGAUCUGGUCUCGUUGGAGAACCUCAGUUCCAACACCAUCGCCUCUGCCUUGAAACAGUUCUUCAAGAAUCUUCCAGAGCCCAUUAUACCGUACAGUACACAAGAUAGGAUGAUUGCAGAUUACAAAGAAGUCAAUAACGAGGACCUCUUUGUUGAACGAUUACCGGAAUAUUUAGUUGGGCUAUCGCAAGUAAAAAAGACUGUUCUUACUUAUAUGAUGAAACAUAUGAAGAGGAUAACGCAGUGCUCCGAGGAGAAUCUCAUGACCGCCGAAAAUCUGUCCAUAUGCUGGUGGCCUUCCAUGCUGCACCCGCAAAGCAAAUCAUUUGACGACCUCGCAAACGAAGCACUUCUCGCGGCAGUCUUCAAGCUCAUAGUAGAACACUCAGAAACGCUCUUUGAUUUUUUCACGUGAGCACGGGUGCCCCAUAGACUUCACGCACUGAACCACUGAUGUUCAGUUUAAAAGUAUAGCCAGCCUUAAUAAACUGCGAGAUUAUACUAUUAUAUAUAGCAAGGUAUUUCCAGCGUCUUAUCCGCGCCUAUAUGCAGCGGAACAGACUGGUGUAUUUCUACUUUAUUUUCUACACUGUAUUAAAAUAAGGCACCCACAGUUAUAUUUGUUAUAUAUCGAGCACUGGAGGAGAGGAUAUUUGUUAUUGUUUUAAAAUGAAUUCUGCCCUCGCUUGGUGAUGGAAAGAAGAUAACCCUCGUUUCCUGAUUACGGGGAUGUAGCACUCUUGAAUGAUGUCAGUUGGUGGAACGGGAGACUCGGUGAUCAUUCUGUCUGGAAGAAGAUCUUCAGUGAUUUAUCUAUCGGCUGAGGGAAUGACCAUACCGGAAAUCGCUCUGGCGCAUCGAUGAGGGGAUGAUUCUAGUUGGUUCAAAGAAGCAGAUAUAUGUCAUUUUUUAAUCAUUAACCGGAGCUGUCAAUGUGGAUAGAUGUAUUGAUGCUGUAGCGUUUGAAUGACAGAAUCUCUUUGAACUGAAUCACUUAUUUGAUUUUUAAUACAACGGCAUCAUUUAUGGAUUCCAGUCAUCUCUAACUGUCGCAAGGAUUAGUGCAUUCAGUUAGCAGCACUCAUAUGCACUCAUGGUUAUCAAUCAUUACCACCAUGCGAUCUUGAUUACCCACAAUGCAUCACUGAUUACCCAUGAUGCAUCACUGACUAACCCUGUCACAGGGCCAUGUUCACUCAACACCAGACACCUCAGAAAACAUUGAGACUGUUUAGUCACUGUCCUAGCAAGAUUCCUGGGGAGGGAUUCACAAAGAUUUACGUUAACAAAAAAAUACUUUUAAGUUACCAGUAAUGUGUUGUAGAUAACGCAACACCGGAAUGGUCAGAUCAUUGGAUGUUCUUAACUGGACAUUAAUCAAUGAGAUGGCAUGUUGAAUUUGAUGUGCGUGUUGGAGCAUGAUUUUUCCAGAGACCUAAAUCUUUCUGAGACACCUUCCAGAUCAAGAAAAUCUUACUAUUAUAUUAUGAAAUGAUAUUAUUAUUAUUAUUAAUUUGAUUUAAAAUGAAAUGAGUGACAGUGAGAAACUAUAGUAUGUUAUCAAAUGGGGCCUAGACACUUGUCCACUUACGUAACGUCAUGAUUAUAAUUUCUGAAAUAGUCUUGGCUUGGUCAAGAUUUGUUUUACGAUGGGCAAUGAAGAGCGAUGACUUUUUACAUUCACUUUUGAACUUUCUAUCAUCUUUUUAGCCUAUGUAAUUUCAACAUUAGCAGGGUUGUCUAUAUAGUAAAGAACUAGUAUUGACCUUUUUUCUUGAUGGCAAAAAUGAGUAAACUUUUAAACCUUUUUCGUUAUUCGGAUUUAAAAUCAUGAAUUGAAAUAGGGCCCCAUGUUGAAUGUAUUGUCAGUUAAGUUUAUUUCAAAUUGUUAUAUUUUUCACUUUCUGUGAAAAAGAUGGAACCUACAUUGUCAUAAAGGUACUGCUAAAAACAGAUCAAAUCUGUUUUGAAAUUAUAUGGAGGUAUAAUUUGUUGAGUAAUCAUUGAGUGUUUAUUCAGCCGCUGCCUUUUUUAAUUGGUUCAAGGUAUUAUAUUGUUUUCAAACUUGUUUAUAUGUAGGGGUAAUACAUGCCUAAACCUUAGGACGAUGGUAAAUCCAGAUCUAUAUAUUAUGCUUCAGGCGUUAUUAAGAAAACAUGUAAAGUAAAGCCUGAUCAUGAGUAUCUUGAGUAGUUUUCAACGUCAUGGUGAUGAGUAUUAAAUCUUGCUUUUGAAGAAA